Molecule: messenger RNA, 801 nt
Organism: Chrysemys picta bellii (western painted turtle)
Lineage: Eukaryota; Metazoa; Chordata; Testudines; Emydidae
Source: RefSeq, a predicted model, not a curated record
CUGCACCAGUUCUAUUCUCUCGUUCCCUCGUUCCAGUCCAGACCCGAUUCUCCUAUUCCGGGGAGUUUGGCUCAGCUGCGGGGACCUCGUUCUCUUAUUCCGGAGACCACUUCUGGGGCCCCAUCACGGCCUUCCGGGUCUGGGAACACCCCAGCACCUACAUCAAAGCCCUCCAGUUCCAAUUUGCUGGCACAUGGAGCAAAACUUAUGGCUAUGAGGAAGGCAAACAUCACGAGGUGACCCUGUUCCAUGGAGAGGAAAUCACACAGAUCUCCGGGAAACACUCCACCUACAUCUACCAGCUCAUCUUCUUCACCAACUACGGACGCACCUUCUUCUUCGGCCAGCCGGCCGGGGAGAGCUUCAACGCCGUCCCCCUGGAGCAGGGCAACGUCCUGGCCUUCAUCAGCGGCCACCACAAUGGGGCGGGCAUCACGGGCAUCGGGAUGCACUGGGAUCAGUCCACCUUGCCGGCGUUAAAAUCCUAUGCCCAGAUCCCAGAGAUGGGGAAUUCCUCUGGCUAAUGGAGCCCAUCCAUUCCAGCAAAAUCCUGUAGCAGAGCGUUCCCCUCGUUAACAUACCUCAGCCUGCGACUCUCCACGUGGCACCGUGGAGCCAUUCACUGGCUGUGAUCAGUGGCUGAUUAAUUAGAGCCAGAUUGCUUGAUUUACUGAUGCGCUCAUUAAAAUAAUAAAGCAUCAAUCUCUGCUCUCCAUUUUCAUCCAGAACACGAGGUCUCUGCUUACAUUUGGGUUUGGCCUGGGGGCUGUUUCUACCUGGAUCCCUGCCCCAGCACAGGGA